UACUAAAUAUCAAAAACACUAAGUAAUAAAUAUAGAGAAGUGAUUUAGGUAUUUUCUGAAUAUUUUAUAAUAAUUUCAUGGCUUUUUAUUAAGACGUGGUAGAGAUAUAUGUGCUAAUGAUGCUGUAACAAAAGCGGCGGUCUAAUCUGUCCCCCGCGUGCCAGUUCGCUUGGCCCAUUUUCGCAGUGACGGGUCGGAGACGGUGGUCUUACUGCUGCAACAAACGCCGAGCUGCGUUUGUGUCCUUGUUUCUAUUCCUGUUCCUGUUCCUGAAUUUGUGCCUGCUUCCAAGGCUGGAGAUCUUGCGUAGAAUCUCGCUCAUGAGAAAGAAGCAUCAAGAUGAUCUCGAGAUGCUCCCCUCCCACACACACACACAUCCUCUCACACUCUCUUCCUGAUGGCACCCAUAUUCAUCCCACAGCCAGUGCAAGUAAGUGUAUGCACCUUAUGAGACGGGAGGAGUGGGCCCGACCGUCGCUGGACCGUCAGACUGCAGCUUCAAGCUCUCUAUUUUGGCCAUUUCCCCAGACUUUUUACCCCAGACUUUUGACUUCGGAGACCGUACUAAAGCCGAUCCGUCAGGAAGUCCCCUCGAGUGGCUCGACCUUGGCCGCGCCAUGCCCGUUUCGGACAAUCAGCCAACCAGACCAGUCGGGCCAUCUUGCUUCACACGGUCAGGUACCAUCAACUCCCAUUGCAAGAGUAAAGGUCAUGGAUGAGAAGGAGCAAGUGGAGAAUACGGAAGGACAGUCAAGUCGGAGCAAGAGCAGAUUGCAUGUACCUUCCUCCUCAUUGAAGGAGUACCUGCCUUGUGUGGGCUCAUGAGAGGUACGAAGUAUGGGAGGAAGGCCUUCAGGGUUGCAGAGUGAGCAGAGAGAAGGAGCUCCUGUGGGUUGUGGUUCUCUCUUUCCCUGAGGUCUACCUACCCCCUGGUCCCUGCGCUGCACUUGCUCCCAGCCCGGACCACCCGUCACCUGCCGCCCGUUCCUCGCCGUUCUCCCUCGCAGGCCUGCGCGCAUCUCAUGAGCUUCCAUGUCACGCGAUCGUCUGGCAACGCCAUUGAUGGGCAGUUACCCCGCCCGGUCUGACGAAACCGUAAUGCAUCGACAAUGGCUGCCACUCCAAAGCCGAUGCAGG
This is a messenger RNA of Colletotrichum phormii, 1137 nucleotides long. RefSeq lists its product as uncharacterized. The record is from RefSeq and is a predicted model, not a curated record. The coding region runs from base 340 to 825 and encodes 161 amino acids. The transcript has a single exon. Lineage: Eukaryota; Fungi; Ascomycota; Sordariomycetes; Glomerellales; Glomerellaceae.